Klebsormidium nitens is the source of this 2162-nucleotide messenger RNA. NCBI's taxonomy places the organism in Eukaryota, Viridiplantae, Streptophyta, Klebsormidiophyceae, Klebsormidiales, Klebsormidiaceae. The record is from the annotation of a GenBank genome assembly.
GCAUGCACACGUACUUCACGCAACUGGACAGGCAGAUUCUACGAGUGUUGUACAGAAAGUCCGCCCAAGCAAGGCCCAAGCACGCGGUCAUGCACUACACCUCACGAGCAAUGUUCACUUGCUAUCAAUCAAUCAUGACUUGUUGACCUUGGAGUGCCCCACUCUCUUGAGCACAGAGGCCCCAUGGAGCUGGAACUAAGCUUCCCAGCCUCCAGGGUGUGUUCAAGACAUCAUUGACGGAUUAAGAAACGCAGCAAGCAUGGCGCGUGUGUGCGAUCCCGCAGCUUCCGCACACAGUGUGGCGGCCAGUGUAGGCCGCAGUCAGCAAAGCCUGAAAGGGUGCUGGAUGGCAUCCUGCAACGUGACAGCUUUCGUCUCCCGAAAGGUGGAUACUCUGCGUUGGAGUAACCAAGCUUGCACUCCCACCAUAUAAGACCCACCUUCUCCCCCUGUCUCAUAUAAAACCCUCCAGCUUUUUUACCUCCCCCUCAUUUCCAAAAGAAGUGUUGCACACCUUCAACUAGAGCAGGUCCUUCCAGCUGAUCCCCAGCUGCAACCUGCGCCCCCCCAUUCCUCACCCGUGAAAAUGGCCCCCCGGACCGCCGCGCUCCUGCUGGCCCUCUUCGCAGGGCUGGCCGUCGCCUCCGCGCUCAAAGUCGUCGAGAUCGCGCCCGAAGUCUAUGUCGAGCAGGUCGACGGCCCCGCGUUUAGGGCUUUCGCUGCAACUCCUGCCACUAGCUGCCAGCUGUGCGACCAGUCCAACAACUGCUACCCCAACGCCUUCACGCCUCAGGUGACGAGCCUCACCUGCGGCGGCGCCUGCGGCGCGACAUGCACGUCCACGUGCGCGUUCAGCACCCCGCAACAGGCCACCUUGCCCAAUGGGCAAGUGGUCUUCGUCGUUUACUGCGGCUGCCAAGGGGCCGAUGACUUUGGCGGCUGCGGCGACCCUCACUUUGUGGGAAACAACGGCGUGGAGUACGACUUCCACGGUGUUGGAGGCAAGGAGUACUCUAUCAUCUCCGACCUGGACUUCGCUUUGACCGCCCACAUGAUUGGCCAGGAAAGCGAGAACACCGGCUUCGAAGGCACCUGGAUGUCCCAGCUCGGCUUCAUGUACAACCACGAGGGGGCUACCCACAACGUGUCCAUUGCUCUUCAAGAGACUGAGGACCGUGCUACCACCUCGGACGUCGCCGUUGCGUCCUUCGACGGCGAGAUUGUCGACCUCUCAUCCCCCCUCGACAAGUCCGGCCUUACCCUCUCCCUCGAGAACGGCGCUUUCCACGUCAGCAUCGACGGCCACGUGGAGGCACGUGUCACCAUCGCCGACCACAAGUUCCCCGACGGCUUCCACCUGGACUUCACCAUCAAGUCACUACACGUAACUCCCACUGUGCACGGUGUGUUGGGCCAGACCUUCCAGCUGUCUCGGGCCGAGAGCCUCAAGGCGUUUGCCGAUGCCGCCGCCGCGGCCGUUGGCACUACCAAGGCUUACUCCGACAGCGACAUCGUUGACGGUGCCGACGCCGACUACGAAAUCUCUAACCUCUUCGCGACCGACUUCAAGUACAACCGGUUCGUUGCCCCGGGCGCGGCCUUUGUGAGCGCGGGCCGGAAGCUGCUGGCGGUCCCGGUACAGACCGCCGAGGUACCGUUCGUGGUUAACUGGGCUGGCAGCUCCAUGCGGAUCCAGUUCUAGAUAGUUAACCUAACCUAGGAGGUUUUCUAUUCUUGUAGCAGAGUCACUCUCACUCGGGAGAUACCCCCGGUGCUUAAAAUCGCGCCCAAGCCUCUGAUUCGGUUUCUUCGGGUCCUGCCUUGGAUCUUUGGGUUAGGACAUUGUAGUUAGGAGCAUAAACCAGUCAAAAGACUGGGGCUGACGACAUCCUGUUCGGUGCUGGACGGAUAUCGUGGUCGGUAAUAGACACAGUAGAUUGCAAAGGACAACGUAGGAACGUUCAUCCACUCGGAUCGUUAAUCAAUCUCAGCAUCUGUACUGUUGUAAACAGCCGCGCGACUUGUAAACAAGCAACAAUGUGAGUACUGCCUUCAAAUGAGGGAUUUAACGACAGGAACUCAAUCCUCUCGUUAUAUCCCUAUUCUUUAAAAGGGGUACAUCGUGUGGUAAAAAUCACUGCGUGCGCGACAUAUGAUCAGCC